UCCUCUAUAUAGAGAGGCUGCAAAGGCAGAGAGGAUUUGGACUGUUCCAGCUGUUAGCUGUACAGGUUCCGGCCUCUCCAAUUCACUCUCUGCUUCCCUAAUUGGAUAUCUGUGACUAUUAAGGCAAAAUGUCACAGAAAAGUCAGCUAAGUGAUGAUGAGAAGUUCCUCUUUGUAGACAAAAACUUCAUUAACAGCCCACUUGCUCAGGCAGACUGGUCAGCGAAAAGACUGGUAUGGGUCCCAUCAGAAAAGCAAGGAUUUGAAGCAGCUAGUAUCAAGGAAGAGAAAGGAGAUGAGGUUAUUGUCGAGCUGGCAGAAAAUGGAAAGAAAAUCACAAUCGGCAAGGAUGACAUCCAGAAGAUGAACCCUCCAAAAUUCUCCAAAGUGGAAGACAUGGCAGAGCUGACUUGCCUUAAUGAAGCUUCAGUGCUGCACAAUCUAAGGGAGAGAUACUUCUCGGGUCUAAUUUAUACGUAUUCAGGCCUCUUCUGUGUUGUGGUGAACCCAUACAAAUACCUGCCCAUCUAUUCAGAGAAGAUUAUUGAUAUGUACAAAGGAAAGAAGAGACAUGAGAUGCCACCCCAUAUUUAUGCUAUUGCAGAUACGGCAUACAGGAGUAUGUUGCAAGAUCGAGAAGACCAGUCCAUUCUGUGCACAGGUGAAUCUGGUGCAGGUAAAACAGAAAAUACCAAGAAGGUCAUUCAAUACCUGGCUGUUGUUGCUUCCUCACACAAGGGCAAGAAGGACACCAGUAUCACUCAAGGUCCAUCUUUUGCUUACGGUGAGCUGGAAAAGCAGCUUCUUCAGGCAAAUCCUAUUCUUGAAGCUUUUGGCAAUGCCAAAACUGUGAAGAAUGACAACUCCUCCAGAUUUGGCAAGUUCAUCCGCAUCAACUUUGAUGUCACCGGCUACAUUGUUGGAGCAAACAUAGAAACUUAUUUGCUUGAAAAGUCUCGUGCUAUUCGCCAGGCUAGAGAUGAGCGGACAUUUCAUAUCUUUUACUAUAUGAUUGCUGGCACUGGGGAACAAAUGAAAAAGGAUUUAUUGCUGGAAAGUUUCAACAACUAUACCUUCCUGCAGCAAUAUGAUCAGAUGUUCCAGGAGACCUUGGAAGCCAUGACAAUUAUGGGUUUUAAUGAAGAGGAACAGCUUGCUAUGAUGAAGGUGGUUUCAUCUGUCCUACAGCUCGGUAAUAUUGUCUUCAAGAAGGAGAGAAAUACUGAUCAAGCUUCUAUGCCCGAUGACACUGCUGCACAGAAAGUGUGUCACCUGAUGGGUAUUAAUGUGACAGACUUCACAAGGUCAAUCCUAACGCCACGGAUCAAAGUGGGACGAGAUGUUGUUCAGAAAGCCCAGACUAAAGAGCAGGCAGACUUUGCGAUAGAGGCUUUAGCCAAAGCAACAUAUGAACGUUUGUUCCGUUGGAUUCUUAGUCGAGUAAACAAAGCUCUAGAUAAAACAAAAAGACAGGGAGCAUCUUUCCUGGGGAUCCUUGAUAUCGCUGGAUUUGAGAUAUUUGAGGUUAAUUCUUUUGAGCAAUUGUGUAUUAAUUACACGAAUGAGAAACUUCAGCAGCUCUUCAACCACACAAUGUUCAUAUUGGAGCAGGAAGAAUAUCAGCGGGAGGGCAUUGAGUGGAAUUUCAUUGACUUUGGCCUUGAUCUGCAACCUUGCAUUGAGCUGAUUGAAAGACCAAACAACCCACCUGGUGUCCUGGCUCUCCUGGAUGAAGAGUGCUGGUUCCCCAAAGCUACUGACACCUCCUUUGUAGAGAAAUUAUGUCAAGAGCAAGGCAGUCAUCCCAAGUUCCAUAAGCCUAAACAACUCAAGGACAAAACUGAGUUCUCCAUAAUCCACUAUGCAGGAAGGGUUGACUACAAUGCAAGUGCCUGGCUCACAAAGAAUAUGGAUCCACUAAAUGACAAUGUGACUUCUCUGUUAAAUCAGUCUUCAGACAAAUUUGUGGCAGACCUUUGGAAAGAUGUGGACCGCAUAGUGGGACUGGACCAGAUGGCAAAGAUGACAGAAAGUUCACUCCCUAGUGCUUCAAAAACCAAGAAGGGCAUGUUCCGUACAGUCGGGCAACUCUAUAAAGAGCAACUGACCAAGCUGAUGACUACCCUAAGGAAUACAAAUCCAAACUUUGUCCGUUGUAUCAUUCCAAAUCAUGAAAAAAGGGCUGGCAAACUUGAUGCCCAUUUAGUGCUGGAGCAGUUACGAUGCAAUGGUGUCUUGGAAGGGAUUCGUAUCUGCCGGCAAGGAUUCCCCAACAGAAUUGUCUUCCAGGAAUUCCGUCAGAGAUAUGAAAUUCUUGCUGCUAACGCUAUCCCUAAGGGAUUUAUGGAUGGGAAACAGGCUUGUAUACUGAUGAUCAAAGCAUUAGAACUUGAUCCCAACUUGUACAGAAUUGGACAAAGUAAAAUCUUCUUCAGAACUGGUGUCCUGGCUCAUCUGGAAGAGGAAAGAGACCUGAAAAUCACAGAUGUCAUUAUUGCUUUCCAGGCUCAAAGUCGAGGAUACCUGGCAAGAAAGGCCUUUGCUAAGCGGCAGCAGCAGCUCACAGCAAUGAGGGUCAUUCAGAGAAACUGUUCUGCUUACCUGAAGCUAAGGAACUGGCAAUGGUGGAGACUCUUCACUAAAGUGAAACCAUUGUUACAAGUCACCCGCCAAGAGGAAGAAAUGCAAGCCAAAGAUGAGGAGCUACAGAGAACAAAGGAAAGACAACAAAAAGCAGAGUGUGAAUUGAAGGAAUUGGAGCUGAAACAUAAUCAGCUAUAUGAAGAAAAGAAUCUCCUUCAGGAGCAGCUUCAGGCUGAGACUGAACUGUACGCAGAAGCUGAAGAGUUGAGAGUCCGCCUAUCUGCUAAGAAACAAGAGUUGGAGGAGAUCCUGCAUGAAAUGGAGGCCAGGAUUGAAGAAGAGGAGGAUCGCAGUCACCAGUUGCAAACAGAAAAGAAAAAGAUGCAACAACAAAUGCUGGAUCUUGAGGACCAGCUGGAAGAAGAAGAAGCUGCCAGGCAAAAACUACAACUUGAGAAAGUAACAGCAGAGGCCAAGAUAAAGAAAAUGGAAGAUGACAUUCUCAUAAUGGAUGAUCAGAACAACAAGCUGACCAAGGAAAGAAAACUUCUUGAAGAGAGAAUAAGUGAUUUAACAACAAAUCUUGCAGAAGAAGAAGAAAAAGCCAAAAAUCUUACAAAGCUGAAAAACAAACAUGAAUCAAUGAUUUCAGAACUGGAAGUGCGACUAAAGAAAGAAGAGAAGAGCAGACAAGAACUGGAGAAAACGAAGAGGAAGCUGGAGGGAGAUGCCAGUGACCUGCAUGAGCAGAUUGCAGACCUGCAGGCGCAGAUUGCUGAACUAAAGAUGCAGCUGGCCAAAAAGGAGGAAGAGCUGCAGGCUGCUCUUGCCAGGCUUGAAGACGAAAUAGCUCAGAAGAAUAAUGCCCUCAAAAAAAUCCGAGAGCUGGAAGGUCACAUCUCUGAUCUCCAGGAAGACUUGGAUUCUGAGAGAGCAGCAAGAAACAAAGCAGAAAAACAAAAGCGAGACCUGAGUGAAGAGCUGGAGGCCCUGAAAACAGAGCUUGAAGAUACCUUGGAUAGCACAGCUACACAACAGGAACUCAGAGCGAAGCGGGAACAGGAGGUCACAGUGCUGAAGAGAGCUCUGGAGGAAGAAACUCAAACUCAUGAAGCCCAGGUCCAGGAGAUGAGGCAAAAGCAUACGCAGGCUGUGGAAGAGCUCACGGAGCAGCUGGAGCAAUUUAAACGGGCCAAAGCGAACUUGGACAAGACCAAGCAGACACUAGAGAAAGAAAAUGCUGACCUGAGUACUGAAAUCAGGUCACUAAAUCAGGCCAAACAAGAGGUGGAGCACAAAAAGAAGAAACUGGAAGUACAGCUUCAGGAGCUACAAUCCAAAUACACUGAUGGAGAACGCGUCCGGGUGGAACUCAAUGAAAAAGUCCAUAAGUUACAGGUUGAAAUUGAAAAUGUUACCGGUCUGCUCAGUGAAGCAGAAACCAAGACAAUCAAACUCACUAAGGAUGUUGCAAGCUUGGGAUCUCAGCUACAGGAUACACAGGAGCUUCUUCAGGAAGAAACUCGGCAGAAACUAAAUGUAACUACCAAGUUUCGCCAGCUAGAAGAGGAAAAUCACAGCCUGCAAGAACAGUUGGAGGAAGAAGCAGAAGCAAAACAAAACCUAGAGCGACAUAUUUCGACGUUGACAAUACAGCUUUCUGACUCAAAGAAGAAGCUACAAGAAUAUGUCAGCACAAUAGAGAGUAUGGAGGAAGGCAAAAAGAAAUUCCAGAAGGAAAUUGAAGGGCUCACGCAGCAGUUUGAGGAAAAAGCUGCUUCUUAUGACAAACUGGAAAAAACCAAGAACAGACUCCAGCAGGAGCUGGAUGAUCUGGUAAUGGACUUGGACAACCAACGUCAGCUGGUCUCCAAUCUGGAGAAAAAGCAGAAGAAGUUUGAUCAGAUGCUAGCUGAAGAGAAAACCAUCUCUUCUAAAUAUGCAGAUGAAAGGGACAAAGCAGAAGCUGAAGCUAGAGAAAAAGAAACAAAGGCUUUGUCAUUGGCCCGAGCUCUUGAGGAAGCAUUGGAAGCCAAAGAAGAACUGGAGAGAACCAACAAAUUGUUGAAAGCUGAAAUGGAAGAUCUAGUUAGCUCCAAGGAUGAUGUAGGCAAGAAUGUCCAUGAUUUGGAGAAAUCCAAACGUGCCCUGGAACAACAAAUGGAGGAGAUGAAGACACAGUUAGAGGAGCUGGAGGAUGAGCUGCAGGCUACUGAAGAUGCCAAGCUUAGACUGGAGGUUAACAUGCAGGCCCUAAAAGGACAGUUUGAAAGAGACUUGCAAGCCCGAGAUGAACAAAAUGAGGAGAAGAAGAGACAGCUGCUUAAACAGCUUAAUGAGUAUGAAACAGAACUGGAAGAUGAGCGUAAGCAACGUGGCCUGGCAGCUGCAGCUAAAAAGAAAUUAGAAGUUGACAUUAAGGAUCUAGAAGGUCAAGUUGACUCUGCUAAUAAAGCUCGGGAAGAAGCUAUUAAGCAACUUCGUAAACUACAGGGCCAGAUGAAGGACUUCCAACGAGAGCUUGAUGAUGCCCGGGCCUCAAGAGAGGAGAUAUUUGCUACAGCCAGAGAAAAUGAGAAAAAAGCCAAGAACCUGGAAGCAGAACUUAUGCAGCUGCAAGAGGAUCUGGCAGCUGCAGAAAGAGCCCGCAAACAUGCUGAUCUGGAGAAAGAGGAACUGGCUGAAGAACUCGCAAGUGCUGCUUCUGGGAGGACUAGCCUUCAGGACGAGAAACGUCGUCUGGAAGCUAGAAUCUCCCAAUUGGAGGAAGAACUAGAAGAGGAACAAGGUAAUAUGGAGGCAAUGAGUGAUCGCUUCAGGAAAGCGGUACAGCAGUCAGAGCAGCUGAAUAAUGAAUUGGUAACAGAGCGCACUGCGGCACAGAAGAAUGAGAGCGCUCGGCAGCAACUCGAGAGGCAGAACAAAGAGCUGAAGGUUAAACUGCAGGAAAUGGAGGGAUCUGUGAAGUCCAAGUUCAAGGCUACAAUUGCUUCUCUGGAGGCCAAAAUAGCUCAGCUUGAGGAGCAAGUGGAACAGGAAUCCAGAGAGAAGCAAGCUGCUGCCAAGACGUUGCGCCAGAAGGACAAGAAGCUGAAAGAGGUCUUGCUACAGGUGGAAGAUGAAAGGAAGCAAGCGGAACAAUACAAGGACCAGGCUGAUAAGAGCACUGCCCGAGUCAAACAACUGAAACGACAGCUGGAGGAGGCUGAGGAAGAGGCCCAGCGCAUCAAUGCAAAUCGCAGGAAACUGCAGAGAGAGUUGGACGAAGCAGCUGAAAGUAAUGAGGCCAUGGGCCGGGAGAUGACUGCCCUGAAGAGCAAACUCAGGAGAGGAAAUGAGCCAACAUCUUUUGCCCCCUCCCGUAGAUCUGGAGGCAGAAGAGUCAUUGAAAAUGCAGCAGAAGGUUCAGAAGAGGAAGUUGAUGCAAGGGAUGGAGAUUUCAAUGGAACAAAAACCAGUGAAUAGAUAACACGCUUGCAACCUUCACUGCAGCAAGAGGGAAGAGAAGACACCAUUUAGCACUGCAUAAGUCAACUUAGUCCCAAUGCCACACACACCCACUCUUAUGGCAAUGAUAAGAGCACAACUGUCUUCUCUCCAAUGUAUAGAAUGGGAAGUUUUAGGUGUUGCAAAAAACAUAUUUUAUCAAGCAAGGUAUUUUGAAAAGAUUUACAUUGAGUAAUUCAUCUUGAGAUCUCCGACAGAAAUGAAAAUUCUAGCAAGAGAGGUGAUUUAAACCCCAAUGGACGGUAGUGUACACCCAGUUAAGCUACGGAGCCAUUAGCGAGUUAAUCCUUUCCUAAUCCAGCCUACCCCUCAUUUUGUUUUACUAUUCAAUUAAUUUAGGCAUUUUCUGUUCUGGAUGCUACACCCUGAUGCACUGGUCACAAGAUGGAAGUACCGUCUUCUGUCACUUUUCAGAAAUAAAGUAUCAUUUGUUCAAAUUAAA
This is a messenger RNA of Pelodiscus sinensis (Chinese soft-shelled turtle), 6531 nucleotides long. It is a transcript of the gene MYH11, whose product is annotated as myosin heavy chain 11. Gene Ontology annotation, molecular function: microfilament motor activity; actin filament binding; ATP binding. NCBI's taxonomy places the organism in Eukaryota, Metazoa, Chordata, Testudines, Trionychidae. The record is from RefSeq and is a predicted model, not a curated record. Gene Ontology annotation, cellular component: myosin filament; myosin II complex; cytoplasm. Gene Ontology annotation, biological process: actomyosin structure organization.